Molecule: messenger RNA, 2695 nt
Organism: Papaver somniferum (opium poppy)
Lineage: Eukaryota; Viridiplantae; Streptophyta; Magnoliopsida; Ranunculales; Papaveraceae
Product: protein ACTIVITY OF BC1 COMPLEX KINASE 1, chloroplastic-like
Exons: 14
Coding region: 308-2332 (674 amino acids)
Biological process (GO): protein phosphorylation
Molecular function (GO): protein kinase activity; ATP binding
Source: RefSeq, a predicted model, not a curated record
UUAUCUCUCCCUCCCCCUUACUUAUCAAACACCUCCGUCCGAGAUAUUAUUACAUUUCCCUUUUUCCAUCCCUAUACACCAUAGAUCUUCCUCAUGACACCCAUAACAAUCUCAACGGAUAUAAACUAUGGUGUUGCAUAAUACUCUAAUGUUCGCCUUUGUUGUUAUCAUUCGCUCAUUCAUUUUGAAUUGAUCCAAUUGUACACCUCUAAUUCUCCUUCUCUUCUCUUCUCCAGUUCUUCUUCUUCUUCUUCUUUCUCUGCUAUCAAUCAAUUCCUCUUUAAUUAAACAAAAAUCAAAGGUUGAGAUGGAGUUAUCUGGAAACAAUCUAAUUGCAACAACAAGUUGUUAUUGUGAAAGAAAGAAUAGUUUAUUUUCUAGUAGACGAAAUCAAGAUAAUUUUUUAUAUUCAUCAACAAAAAAGAAGAACAAGUAUAAUAAGGUUUUGAAUUUAGCUUCAACAACUUCAACUCCAAAAAAGAAAUUAACUCCUUUGAGAAAAAGAGGUAGUAGUGGUAAUGAAGACAACAGUGAUGGAUCACCUGAGUCAAGUAGCAGUAGUAGUGCAAUGGAGCAACUUGAUUUUGAACGUGGUGUCUGUAUUCCUUUUCGAAAGUAUACUCCAGAAACGGUUAGAAAUAAAGUGUUUGAAUCAAAUGGAGCUGUAUUAUCACUUAUUGGUCGUGGAGUGGAGAUAGUUUGGAAAUUAGGAAUUUAUUGGUCUGCUCUUUUAUCUGAUUUUCUGAUUGGAAGAGAUCAAGAAGUUGUUCCUUUUAGAGCUCGACAACUUAGGAAUCUUCUCUGUGAUUUGGGACCUUCAUUCAUUAAAGCUGGACAGGUUCUAGCAAAUAGACCUGAUAUCAUUAGAGAAGAUUACAUGAAUGAACUUUGCAUACUUCAAGAUGAUGUUCCAUCUUUCCCUAAUCAGGUUGCAUUCACCAUUAUUGAAGAGGAACUAGGUCAGCCCCUGGAAGCUGUUUUCAGCAAAAUUUCAUCACGGACGGUAGCAGCUGCAAGUUUGGGUCAAGUUUAUCGUGCAACUAUACGUGACACUGGAGAGGAAGUUGCUAUUAAGGUGCAAAGACCUGGAAUCGAACCUAUAAUUUACCGGGAUCUUUUCCUAUUCCGGAUGCUUGCUUCAUUCUUGAAUGGGAUCAGUCUACAGAAAUUAGGAUGCAAUGCCGAACUUAUUGUUGAUGAAUUCGGGGAGAAGCUCUUGGAAGAGCUGGAUUAUACUCUGGAGGCUCGAAACAUUGAGGAUUUUCUAGAAAACUUCAAAGAUGAUCCAACGGUAAAAAUACCUGAGGUCUAUAAACAGCUUUCAGGUUCACGUGUUUUAGUUAUGGAAUGGAUUGAUGGCAUUCGGUGCACUAACCCAAAGGCUAUUAAAGAAGCAGGCCUUGAUGUAAACGGAUUUUUGACUGUUGGAGUAAGUGCUGCUUUGCGGCAAUUGCUAGAAUUUGGGUUGUUUCAUGGAGAUCCACAUCCUGGAAAUGUCUUUGCUAUGCGUGAUGGACGUAUUGCUUAUGUUGACUUUGGAAAUGUUGCACAGCUCAGUCAGCAAAACAAGCAGAUCUUAAUCGAUGCUGUGGUUCAUGCUGUAAACGAGGAUUACACCGAGAUGGCAAAUGAUUUCACCAGGCUUGGUUUUCUGGCAAGUGGAACAGAUGUUACUCCCAUAGUUCCCGCUCUUGAAGCAAUCUGGCAGAACUCAUCUGGAAAAGGACUAGCGGAUUUUAAUUUCCGGAGUGUAACUGGAAAAUUCAAUCAAUUAGUUUACCAAUACCCAAUUCGUAUACCAGAACGGUUUUCUCUUGUUAUCCGUUCUCUAUUAACACAGGAAGGGAUCUGUUUCACCCUGAAGCCGGAAUUUAAAUUUCUAGAGGUUGCCUACCCAUAUGUUGCGAAACGUCUUCUAACAGACCCUAACCCUGCCCUACGUGAGCGCCUCAUACAGGUUCUUUUUAAAGAUGGGCUUUUCCAGUGGAAAAGACUUGAAAAUCUCAUAGUCCUCGCAAAGGAAAAUGUUAAUAAGAUGAGUAGCAACCCCGCGAUCAGUCAAAAAUCUCAAGUGGAAAAGAAACUAGACCUGACUGACACUAUUAAGGAUGGAGCUCGCGUUGUCCUUCUUGAUUCUGAAAUUCGCAGAAAACUUCUUCUAGCUUUAACUGAAGACUCCAAGCUUCACAUUCAAGAGCUCGUGGAUGUGUAUAGACUGGUGCAGGAUGACAUUGACAUGCCCUCAGUUGCUUUGGAUGUUGUACGAGAUAUCCCAGCUGUUACCAGGGAUAUUAUGCUAUCAUGGAGUAAUUCAGUUUUAAAUGAUCUUUAAAUUUAAGCCUUUUGAAGUAGCAGGCAGCGUCAAUCAUCAAUGGAUCCUGUAGUCAAAUAUAUAUAUAUACUUUUAUAUUUCUUAGAAGUGGGAAUUUUCAUUAAAACAAACAAACAAAGAAGUGGGAAUUUUCCAGGUGCACCACCAGAAAGCAUGUAAAAAUAUAGCAAAAACAUAACGCAGUUACUUCCUGUAACCUGUGACUACUGUCAUAUAUAUACUCUUCCUAACAGAGACUGUAAUAUCUGUAUACUCGUUAAUUGUAAAUGAAAAAAAAAAUAAGAAGGAAAGAGAAAGAAUGUUGGUUUAUGUUUAUGUAACUUGCAGUUUCUGCCAGGAUAAUGUAAUCUUUGGUUGAUAUCA